Messenger RNA from Coccomyxa subellipsoidea C-169, 1695 nucleotides. RefSeq names its product MFS general substrate transporter. Gene Ontology annotation, cellular component: plasma membrane. Gene Ontology annotation, molecular function: carboxylic acid transmembrane transporter activity. The transcript is spliced from 12 exons. NCBI's taxonomy places the organism in Eukaryota, Viridiplantae, Chlorophyta, Trebouxiophyceae, Coccomyxaceae. The coding region runs from base 1 to 1695 and encodes 564 amino acids. Gene Ontology annotation, biological process: carboxylic acid transport; transmembrane transport. The record is from RefSeq and is a predicted model, not a curated record.
AUGCAUGCACGCUGCGCUGUGUACAAGCUGCGAAUCGAUGCUGCAGUCUCGACCCUGCCUGACACCUGCUGCUUUCUGUGUGUGCAGUUCUGGCUCAUUCAGUGGGCGAUCCCUGGGCUGGGCAUGUUCUGUGAGGCUUACUUCAUUUUCAGCAUUGGCAAUGUGCGGCCCAUCAUCACAGCGGAGUACCCCAACUGCUGGAAGACCUACAAGGAGUGCCAAAAGACACUCACCCAGGCACCAGACUAUACCCAGAUCAUCGGCAUCAUCUUGGGCAUGUGCCUCUUGGGCGUGAUUGGCGACAGGAUCGGGCGCAAGUGGGGCAGUGUGACAACUGCCUGCCUGAUGCUGCUGGGCGCCAUCAUGCUGACCUGCACCUUUGGCGUCAACACCAAGGGCUUCACCGUCAUGUACCUCAUCUCCCAACUCGUCUUCGGAUUUGGCGUGGGCGGCGAGUACCCGAUGGCGGCCGGCUCUGCGGCCGAGCGCGCCGAAGCCGGCGGCCUCGCACAUGCCAAGAAGCGCGGCCGGGAGGUGGUGCUGACGUUCUCCAUGCAGGGCGUGGGCAACUUUGUCAACACGGCCGUCCUCUGCAUCCUCGUGGUCAUCUACAGGGUCGCCAUCCCAAACUACAAGAACAAGGCCUACCCCUACGCGCCUCACAGGCUGGACAGCGUGUGGCGCACAGGCUUUGGCCUGGGCAUCGGCGUGCUGCUCUUCAUCAUCUUCUGGCGUGUGUACAAGUUGCGCGAGUCGGCUGUGUGGAAGGCCGACAAGCGCGCAGGCGGCAACCGCAGCAGGAACCUCGGCCUCCUCUUCAAGAUGUUCUGGCCCAGGCUCUUUGCGACGGCUGGGUCCUGGUUCCUGUGGGAUUUCAGCUUCUACGGCAACAAGGUGUUCCAGAGUACCUUCAUCAAUAUCCUGUCCCCGGGCGCCUCCAUCCUCACCACCCUGCUGUGGACCCUGCUCAACUCUGGCUGCGCCCUCGUCGGCUACUAUGUCUCUGCCGCCCUCGUCGACAAUCCCAAGGUAGGGCGUCUGCGCAUCCAGAUAUUUGGGUUUGCGAUGGUGGGCACUCUGUUUAUGAUCAGCGCCAUCUGGUACCACCCACUCACCACCAGGGGAGGCCUCGGCACCUUCCAGUUCAUCUACUUCUUCUCCAGCUUCUGGGGCCAGUUUGGGCCCAACUGCACCACUUUUCUACUGGCAGGCGAGCUGUAUCCAACGGGGGUGCGCACUUCUGCGCACGGCAUCAGUGCGGGGGUGGCCAAGGUGGGGGCGCUGUGGGCGUCGGUCUGGUUCAACUACCUGCCAUCGCGCACCAAGUUCUGGACCACCUCCUCCUUCAACUUCGGCGGCCUCUUGCUCACGGCCCUCUUCAUGCCCGACCCGCUGCGGCUGUCUCUGUCGGAGCUGGACAGGCGCUGGAGUGACAUCCUGAGCGGGCGCGUCUACCACGGCGAGGCCAUCAACCCCAAGAACCUCUCCAUCUGGGAGAAAAUGACCGGCGUCGGCAAGGUGACUAUUGCUCACACUUUGUUGAUGCUUUCCCUUCACGCCGCGAGGCAGCCCUUUCUCCGUUCUUGGCGCUCGCACUGCCUUGUGCGCCAUGUUUCACCUUGCCUUGAAUGCCAAUACCAGCCGCUCUCUCAUCCUGCUGCUGGCUUGGGCUUUCCAGCGUGCAAGAGUGAUUGA